AUGGAUGCAUCAAUGUAUGGAAAUGAUGCAAUCGACGCAACGAUGUCUGGAAACAAUGUAAUCGACGCAACGAUGUCUGUAAACAAUGUAAUCGACGCAACGAUGUCUGUAAACAAUGUAAUCGACGCAACGAUGUCUGGAAACCAAGCAAAGUUCGUCAAUCACUCCUGUGAUCCAAACCUGAUCGCUGCAGGGAAAUGGAAGCUCCAUGAAAUGCCGAGAAAAUUGAACUACUGUUGGAUUCAUCGCCAUCAUCACUUCGAAUUUCACUGA
Caenorhabditis briggsae is the source of this 273-nucleotide messenger RNA. NCBI's taxonomy places the organism in Eukaryota, Metazoa, Nematoda, Chromadorea, Rhabditida, Rhabditidae. Bases 1 to 273 code for a protein of 90 amino acids. The record is from RefSeq and is a predicted model, not a curated record. Gene Ontology annotation, molecular function: protein binding. The transcript has a single exon.